Aspergillus nomiae NRRL 13137 is the source of this 1596-nucleotide messenger RNA. Its product is annotated as putative efflux pump antibiotic resistance protein. Gene Ontology annotation, molecular function: transmembrane transporter activity. The record is from RefSeq and is a predicted model, not a curated record. Bases 1 to 1596 code for a protein of 531 amino acids. NCBI's taxonomy places the organism in Eukaryota, Fungi, Ascomycota, Eurotiomycetes, Eurotiales, Aspergillaceae. Gene Ontology annotation, biological process: transmembrane transport. Gene Ontology annotation, cellular component: membrane. The transcript is spliced from 2 exons.
AUGGAGAUUCGUACGGACAGUGUAACUAGUGAAGACAAUAAACCACACUCUGACCAGAAAUGCACACUUGAUAGGAUCCAGCUCGAACAGCUUGGACGGCAGCGGCCGGCUAUAUUUGCCAACAAUGCCAUAGAGAUAGGUUUUUGUUUCUCAUUGCUGGCAUCCAUGCUUCUAGCUGUAAGACUCCUUCUGAGAAUCGUCGCAGAUCUUGUCUCAUUCAAACAGGAGUACUUUAUCAGUGGUUUCAACACGAUCCUACCGGUCUUAACAGAUGCACUCGACAUACCGGAAGAGGCGAAGACUUGGCCAGCCAGCGUUUUCUCCUUGGUCACUGGUGCUUUACUAUUACCGGCCGCUCGUCUAGCCGAUAUAUUCGGUGCUCAUAUUGUAUUCAAUGCCGGUUUGAUCUGGUUCUUUGUCUGGUCCUUGGUUGGCGGUUGCAGUAAAAACUACAUGAUGAUGAUUUUCUGUCGUGCGCUACAGGGACUCGGACCUGCGGCAUAUUUACCAGCUGGUAUUAUGCUGCUCGGAACAGUCUACCGGCCUGGUCCUCGCAAGAACCUUGUUUUUAGUCUGUAUGGGGCCUUCUCGCCGAUAGGAUUCUAUUCGGGUAUAACAGUCAGCGGGCUCUCUGGACACUAUCUCACAUGGCGCUGGUACUUCUGGAUAGGCGCAAUUAUGCUCUUUGUUGUGUCAAUCAUCUCGUUACUAUCUUUGCCGUCGGUUAAGUCGUCAAGUCACUCGGGAAUGGAUUGGUGGGGGUGCGCAACCAUCAUUCCGGGGUUACUGUUGCUAGUGUAUGCUAUCACAGACAGUACCCACGCCCCCGAUGGUUGGCGAACCCCGUACAUACUUGCCACGUUCAUCCUGGGUCUUCUAUUUCUCUGUGCUGCAUUCUAUGUGGAGGGCUGGAUUGCUUCAUCACCAUUGCUUCCAUUCGACAUAUUUAAAGUGAAAUAUAUGACACCGUUGUUUAUAUCACUACUCUUUCAAUACGGUGUGUUCGGUGUCUACCUGUUCUACGCGAAUUUCUACAUCCAAACAAUCCUCGGCAAGGACACAUUAAUAACAACGGCAUGGUUCGCCCCAAUGGCCGCCGGCGGCCUCAUCCUAGCCACAGCCGGGGGAUUCACGCUACACUUCCUCCCAGGAAAGCUCCUUCUCAUAAUAUCCGGGUUAGGGUACCUAGUCGCAAUGCUGCUGUUCGCCCUCAUACCUGAAAACCCUAAUUACUGGGCCUACAUCUUCCCCGCAAUGAUAGGAACAACCGUCGGGUGCGACAUCACUUACAGCGUCAGCAAUAUCUUCAUCACUACCAACUUGCCCAAGGAUAGACAAGGGGUGGCUGGUGCGGUGAUCAACAGCACUGUGUUUGUCGGUAUCAGUCUUUUUCUGGGGGUGGCUGAUCUGACGGUAUCUGAAACGGCGUAUCUUGGUUUGAAGGGUAGUUAUAAAGCUGCCUUUUGGUUUGGGGUGGCUUGUGCCGGUGUUGCUUUGAUUUUCUUGAUGUUUAUUAAGAUUGGGAAGGCGGAAAGCGAUCUUACUGUCGAGGAGAGGGAGCGGCUACGGGCUUCUGAGACAGAUGGCGAGGUUUAG